This is a messenger RNA of Phacochoerus africanus (Common warthog), 2961 nucleotides long. It is a transcript of the gene NMNAT1, whose product is annotated as nicotinamide nucleotide adenylyltransferase 1. Bases 423 to 1268 code for a protein of 281 amino acids. The transcript has 8 exons. Gene Ontology annotation, biological process: NAD+ biosynthetic process. Gene Ontology annotation, molecular function: nicotinate-nucleotide adenylyltransferase activity; nicotinamide-nucleotide adenylyltransferase activity. The record is from RefSeq and is a predicted model, not a curated record. NCBI's taxonomy places the organism in Eukaryota, Metazoa, Chordata, Mammalia, Artiodactyla, Suidae.
UGAGGGCGCCGCUACGAGUGUUACCGUCACUGGCGUCCGGGUUGCGGACCGUCUCCCGGAGGACUCGGGCCAGUAGCGUGGUCUGUGAAAGACUGGAUUACGAAGCAAGUUGACACCAAUUCGUCUUGGAAAGGAGACUGCGAGCCGUUGGGCAACAUUCUAAAAGUUACUCAGCCCAGCUCCUUGAAGCCAUUAGUCCACAAGACAACCUCAGGUUUACAGCGAAAUUGUUAAACAGAGUUACAAUUUGGUUGUGAAAUCGCAGUUCUAAGUCCAACAAAGAAGAGAAGUUGACACACAAGUUGGAAUGGUUCCAAUGGCCUACUGUGCAAAACUAUUCAGAUUCAUAGAAUUUCCUUUGUAAAAACACUAAAAGAGGGGUCGGAGGUUUCCGUUUAGAUCAGCAACUUCAAAUUCUCAGCAUGGAAAACUCAGAGAGGACGGAAGUGGUUCUCCUUGCUUGUGGCUCCUUUAAUCCUAUCACUAAUAUGCACCUCCGGCUGUUUGAGCUGGCCAAGGACUACCUGAAUGGAACAGGAAAAUAUAAAGUUAUCAGAGGCAUAAUUUCUCCCGUCGGGGAUGCAUAUAAGAAGAAAGGACUCGUCUCUGCCCAUCACCGAGUUAUCAUGGCCAAACUCGCCACCAAGAACUCAAAAUGGGUGGAAGUUGAUACAUGGGAAAGUCUUCAGGAGGAGUGGGUGGAGACUGCCAAGGUGCUGAGGCACCAUCAAGAGAAGCUAGAGGCCAGUAGCUGUGAUCACCAGCAGGAUUCACCUGUACUGAACAGGCCAGGACGGAAGAGGAAGUGGACUGAACAAAGACAAGAUUUUAGUCAGAAGAAAUCCGCAGAGCAAACAAAAACAAAAGGUGUGCCAAAGGUGAAGUUGCUGUGUGGAGCAGAUCUGUUGGAGUCCUUCGGGGUCCCCAAUCUGUGGAAGAGCGAGGACAUCACCAAAAUCGUGGGAGACUAUGGGCUCAUAUGUAUCACCCGGGCUGGAAAUGACACUCAGAAGUUUAUCUAUGAAUCCGACGUGCUGUGGCAACACCAGAACAACAUCCACCUGGUGAACGAAUGGAUCACCAACGACAUCUCAUCCACGAAGAUCCGGCGAGCCCUCCGCAGGGGCCAGAGCAUCCGCUACUUGGUCCCGGAUCUUGUCCAGGAGUACAUUGAAGAGCACGGUCUCUACAGCUCCGAGAGCGAAGAGAGGAAUGUUGGCAUCAUCCUGGCUCCUUUACAGAGGAACACCGUGGGCACUGACGCAUGAGCAGGUCUCCAGCAGGCCACACCGGUAUGGACGUUCCUAGGACAGGGAUUGAAUCCAAGCUGAAGCUUCGGGAACUCCCAGAUGCCUUCGUCUUUAAAACAAGAGAUUGGCAGCACUAAAAUCCGAAGAGAAUCAAACUAACUGCAAAAAGAAUUCAAAAAGGACAUUCUAGGAGUUCCCUUGUGGCACAGUGGGUUAAAAAUCUGGCAUUGUCCCUUCCUUGGCUCAGGUAGCGUCUGCAGUAUGGGCCAUCCCUGGCCCCAGGAACUUCUAUUUGCUGUGGGCGUAGCCAGAAAGAAACAAACCAAAAAGGACCUCCUGGCUUGACCACAUAGCGAAGUCAAGUGCGAAAAGCGUCCAUUUAAGAUCCGACCUUUAGUUAUGAAAGGAACGAGCAUUUUAUGCAUACCUAUUGCCAGGCCAAAGAGUUCUUAAAAUAGCUUGUAAAAUGCCUAACCGACCCAUCGUCUCCAGCCGUGUGCAGUGCAGGCUGCGAAUGGCCUGGCAGAAACUUUACACCAACGGUUCCUGGUGUCUGGCACACCUCAGAAGGUCAGCGAAGCUUGGCUGAGGCACACUGGCCUGCAGCCCCAGCUUUGGAGGGAGGGGAGGGUCCAGGCCCCGGAAUGUUUAGAAAGGUGCCCAGGUGUUUCGGAGCCCAUGAGAGGUAGAGGGCCUUCUGCGUGUUGUGCACAUUCUCUUAGCACAGCCCUGACGUGGCUCACAUGCCAGCCCUGCUCUCCACCAUCUUCCUGUAUCUUCAGGAACAGCUUCAGAGGGGACCUUGUGCUCCCCGAAACAGGCGGCAGAGAAUGAGACCUCAUUCAGGGCUUGUAUGAAAUGUGAAUGCUUUUAGCCUUUCCUGAGAACUUGAAUUGAAAGCUGAAUGGACUUGAGCAAUGCCACCCUGGGUCAGCCCGGGAGCUCCUUUAGCCCAAGAUUUGGGGCCCUGAUGAGUGGCUUGUGGUCGAGAAAGCUCCAUGAUGUCAAUCCAAACUCUCAAGCUUCUGAAGAGUCCUGCUGUUUCUCUUCCAGCUGCUGUGAAUUUCAGCAGAACUGUUUGCUUUUUCUCUUCUUGUCCUUUUGCAUGAACUUUAACCAAAGUAGACCACUCAGAUAAUAAUCCAAAGCAUCGCUUUAUGUGAAAAGCACAAACUUAUUCUAUGGUUUGCUACUGAUUAAAACGUUGUGGAAGUUUUACCAAUUAGUAAAGCAAGAUGACCAAAAGGAGCUUUUUCUAGAAUAGUUUUAUGGUUCCCAAGCAUUAUUUUGAGAUUGAAACAGGGCUAAAGUUACAUUUCUUUUUCUUUUUUUUUUUCUUGUGGCAUAUGGACGUUCCCAGGCUAGGGGUCAAAUCAGAGCUACAGCUGCUGGCCUACACCACAACUCACGGCAAUGCCAGAUCCUUAACCCACUGAGCGAGGCCAGGGAUCGAACCCAUAUUCUCAUGGACACUAGUCAGGCUCAUUACCGCUGAGCCACAAUGGGAACUUCCUAAAGUUUAAUUUCUAAAGAAAAUUAAAUAAUUACCUUUACAUACCUACACCUAAUACUUCACAUUUCUAACUAUACCCUUCUAGAUGAAGGAUUUCUACCUCUGCAGAAGGGAAAAAAAAAACACACCAGUGCAAUCGGAUAGUUAGAUCUGAAACCACAGUUUUAAAAAGUGUUAAAUAAAGUUGACAAAUGUAAA